Messenger RNA from Meleagris gallopavo (turkey), 2685 nucleotides. It is a transcript of the gene BRINP1, whose product is annotated as BMP/retinoic acid inducible neural specific 1. Gene Ontology annotation, cellular component: dendrite; cytoplasm; neuronal cell body. Lineage: Eukaryota; Metazoa; Chordata; Aves; Galliformes; Phasianidae. The record is from RefSeq and is a predicted model, not a curated record. Gene Ontology annotation, biological process: negative regulation of mitotic cell cycle; positive regulation of neuron differentiation; cellular response to retinoic acid.
GCAAGAAUAAAAGAAAAGCAAAAAGAAAGAGGAAAGAAUAAAACAGGGAUUUUUUUUUUCCUCUGCCCUUAAUGCCCGCGAUCUGGAUCAAGGAGGGGGAUUUUCUGUCUGAGCAUGAAAAGGACUGCUAGAGCCCCAGGAUUUUCACGCCUGCAUUAUCAACCCAGCACCCAGUAUGCAAGCUGGACAGAGAAGCUCUCCCACAAGUUCCUACCGAGCCGAAUAAAACCCACGGGCGAGCAGAUCUCCGCCAGAGAGGGACAUUAGCAUCAGGACUCCACAGAAUGGAGCAAGAAUGAGAGGAAAAAGGCAGACAGAAAAGCAUGAACUGGAGGCUUGUUGAGUUCCUCUACCUCCUGUUUAUAUGGGACCAUAUACUAGUACAGCCCUCCCACCAGGACCCAGCUGCCACCAACCAACAUGUCUCCAAGGAGUUUGAUUGGCUUAUUUCAGACAGGGGGCCUUUCCACCACUCGCGGAGCUACUUAUCCUUUGUGGAAAGACAUCGUCAAGGAUUUACAACCAGAUAUAAAAUAUACAGGGAGUUUGCCCGUUGGAAGGUGAGGAACACAGCCAUUGAGCGAAGGGACCUGCUCCACAACCCACUGCCCCUGAUGCCUGAGUUCCAGAGGAGCAUCCGCCUCCUGGGCCGGAGACCCACCACGCAGCAGUUCAUCGAUACCAUCAUCAAAAAGUACGGCACCCACAUCCUCAUCUCUGCCACCCUGGGAGGAGAGGAGGCCCUGACCAUGUACAUGGACAAAAGUCGCCUUGACAGGAAGUCAGGAAACGCUACCCAGAGCGUAGAAGCUUUGCACCAGCUCGCUUCCUCCUACUUUGUGGACCGUGACGGCACCAUGAGGAGACUCCAUGAGAUCCAGAUCUCUACGGGAGCAAUCAAGGUAACAGAAACUCGGACUGGCCCCCUGGGCUGUAACAGCUACGACAAUCUGGACUCUGUGAGUUCUGUCCUUCUGCAAAGCACUGAAAGCAAACUCCACCUGCAAGGUCUCCAGAUCAUCUUCCCACAGUACCUACAAGAGAAGUUUGUCCAGUCUGCCUUGAGCUACAUCAUGUGCAAUGGGGAGGGCGAGUACAUCUGUCGGAACAGCCAAUGUGGCUGCCAAUGCGCGGAGGAGUUCCCACAGUGCAACUGCCCCAUCACUGACAUCCAGAUCAUGGAGUACACUCUAGCCAACAUGGCCAAGACCUGGACAGAAGCCUAUAAAGAUCUGGAGAAUUCAGAUGAGUUCAAAUCCUUCAUGAAAAGGCUACCUAGCAACCACUUCCUGACCAUUGCAAGCAUCCACCAGCACUGGGGGAACGACUGGGACCUGCAGAACCGCUACAAACUGCUGCAGAGCUCCUUGGAAGCCCAGCGCCAGAAGAUCCAGCGCACUGCCCGCAAACUCUUCGGCCUCAGUGUCCGAUGUCGGCACAACCCCAACCACCAGCUGCCUAGAGAAAGGACAAUACAGGAAUGGCUUACCCGGGUCCAGUCCCUACUCUACUGCAAUGAGAAUGGGUUUUGGGGCACUUUUUUGGAAAGCCAGCGGAGCUGUGUUUGCCACGGUGGCACCAGCUUGUGCCAGCGUCCCAUCCCUUGCAUCAUUGGGGGCAACAACAGCUGUGCCAUGUGCAGCCUUGCCAAUAUCUCUCUCUGUGGCUCGUGCAACAAGGGCUAUAAGCUUUAUCGGGGCCGUUGCGAGCCUCAGAACGUAGACUCAGAGCGGAGUGAGCAAUUCAUCAGCUUCGAGACAGACUUGGACUUCCAGGACCUAGAGCUGAAGUACCUGCUGCAGAAAAUGGACUCUCGCUUGUACGUGCAUACCACCUUCAUCAGCAACGAGAUCCGCCUGGACACCUUCUUUGACCCCAGGUGGCGCAAACGCAUGUCCCUCACCUUGAAGAGCAACAAGAACAGGAUGGACUUCAUCCACAUGGUGAUUGGGAUCUCCAUGCGCAUCUGCCAGAUGCGCAACAGCAGCCUGGACCCUAUGUUCUUUGUCUAUGUCAACCCGUUCAGCGGGAGUCACUCCGAGGGCUGGAACAUGCCCUUUGGGGAGUAUGGCUACCCACGCUGGGAGAAAAUCCGCCUCCAAAACAGCCAGUGCUACAACUGGACCCUGCUACUGGGCAACCGGUGGAAAACCUUUUUCGAGACCGUCCACAUCUACCUACGCAGCCGGACACGGCUGCCCUCCCUGCUGCGAAACGAGACGGGCCAAGGGCCCGUGGACCUUUCUGACCCCAGCAAGCGCCAGUUCUACAUCAAGAUCUCGGAUGUGCAGGUGUACGGCUACAGCCUGCGCUUCAACGCUGACCUUCUGCGCAGCGCCGUGCAGCAGGUCAACCAGUCGUACACGCAAGGUGGGCAGUUCUAUUCUUCCUCCUCCGUCAUGCUCUUGCUGCUGGAUAUUCGGGACCGAAUCAAUAGACUGGCACCUCCUGUGGCCCCAGGGAAGCCCCAGCUGGAUCUGUUCUCUUGUAUGCUCAAGCACCGCCUGAAGCUCACCAACAGUGAGAUCAUCCGUGUCAACCACGCUCUAGACCUGUACAACACCGAGAUCCUCAAACAGUCGGACCAGAUGACAGCCAAACUCUGCUAACCCGGACUUUUCAGUGGGACACGUUGGUGACUGAUCCUUUUGCUGUAAAAAAAUAAAAGAAGAAAGAAAAAAAAAA